UUUCUUUCUCCUCCCCGUGAGCAGUAUAAUGAGCAACAAAAAGAGUUAGAGCUAAGUCCCUCUUUUAUAGGCUGGAAAAUUCAAUGCCAACAUAACUCCUAGCUGUAUUAAUGGAUAUUUAUAUGACAAGUUAGAUACCGAGAACGAGGCUGGGGUUAAAAAGUGUAAGGGGACACAACAGAUUUCUCAGCCACCUUCUGUUUGACAAAAUCCGAGCACUUGGUGCAACUUGGAGCUCACAACAGUAGUCAAACAUGUCACCAAUCUGAAAUAUAGUUUUUGGUUUGAGGUGAAGAUAGCACUGCCCAUUUUCUCAAGAGUCGAUUGGAAUAUGCAGAAAGUGCAAUGAGAGAGUUUCAGCUUCAGAGGCUUUUGACAUGAAAGUUCAACAAUCAACAGGGUCUGAUCAAGAGGGACUUAAAAGUCACAGCCAUCACAAUCCGCAUCAGAAAGCUGCGAGGCCACUAUCACAGAGCACUUCAAAGUUGCCAUCGAGAGCAUUUGAUGGGAUCGUGUUCUUGACAUUUUCUUGUUCACAAAUUCUUUCCUGUCUUAAAAAUCAACCAGGAGUCUUCCCGCACCCACCACCAAUCCCUUUGCCUUCGAGCUCACCAAACAUGGGCGUGUUCUAUCAUGAAGAAGAGCCACCAAACCCCCCAAAGAGAUGCAAGUGCCUCUCUGCAGCACUCAAGGAAGCAUUCUCUCGGUGCCAUACUUUUGAUAGACAGCUCUCGCAGUCAACCCCUAAAGAGGAGUAUCCAAUGAGCGAUUCCGACGAUGAACAGGAAGAGGUUGUUUCAGAGAUUCGCAGUCGAGCCAUGGAGAAGCUAAGGCGCAAGGCGAACUUCACUACCGAGAGCUUUUCCUUUGUCUUCUCUCCGGGCAUGGACGAGCUAUCUUUCACCUGUCGACAGGAGGCCAAUCAUGACGAAGACGACAGGGAGGAAUUCAUCACCGUGAGGAGCUGUUUCACCUGCUGUUCUAGCGCUGCAACUGAAAGCAGGGACGAGUUCGUGACCGUGAGGACCAACUUCUCGCGGUGCUCAAGCUUGAACGAGAUGAUGAUCCAAGAAAUGCGGCGGCGCUCAAUCAUUCAGGAGUUCUGUCACUGCGAGGGGUGGCCGUUCGGCCUGUGCCGGAAGCUUCUGUUGCUUCCGCCUCUGCCCAAGUCUCCAACAGAGUCAUGGUCAUGGAGGAGAGGCACUAGGCUGAGAAGGAUGCCCUAUAUUUAGUGCUUCUUUGAUCUGUGGACUCUUUGUUGAUUGUUCAUGUAAUAAAUGGGUAGUUUUGGACAAA
Molecule: messenger RNA, 1296 nt
Organism: Syzygium oleosum
Lineage: Eukaryota; Viridiplantae; Streptophyta; Magnoliopsida; Myrtales; Myrtaceae
Exons: 4
Coding region: 378-1232 (284 amino acids)
Source: RefSeq, a predicted model, not a curated record